Molecule: messenger RNA, 828 nt
Organism: Miscanthus lutarioriparius
Lineage: Eukaryota; Viridiplantae; Streptophyta; Magnoliopsida; Poales; Poaceae
Source: the annotation of a GenBank genome assembly
AUGACCAACCGCACCUUCUCCGCCAUGGCAGCGAACCACCAAUCCUACAUGAUCCGAUUCGACGGCGGCCACUCUGACGACCCGUCGCCGAGCUCCGCCGGCGCCGAGCAGCCGGGCCCGCUGCAGCCGCAGCCGCCGUUCGCAGGGCGGAGAAUGAUCUCCCCCGAGCAGGAGCACCAAGUCAUUGUCGCCGCCCUGCUGCACGUCGUCUCCGGGUACACCACGCCGACACCGGAGGUCUUCCCGCCGCCGCCGCCGGCGUGCUGCCAGGUGUGCGGGAUGGAGCGGUGCCUCGGCUGCGAGUUCUUCGCCGAGGAGGGCGCGGGGAAACUGGCGGCAGGCGCGGCGGCGGGGCCGGGGCAGAGGAGGCGGAGGAAGAACAAGAACAAGUACCGCGGCGUGCGGCAGCGGCCGUGGGGGAAGUGGGCGGCGGAGAUCCGCGACCCGCGCCGCGCCGUGCGCAAGUGGCUGGGGACGUUCGACACCGCCGAGGAGGCCGCCAGGGCCUACGACCAGGCCGCCAUCGAGUUCCGCGGCCCGCGCGCCAAGCUCAACUUCCCGUUCCCCGAGCAGCUGACGACGGGCCACGACGAGCCCACCAGCAACGGCGGCGACGCGAGCGCGGCCGCCACCAAGCCGUCGGACAACAUACUGUCGCUGUCACCGUCGCUCUGCAGCGCGGACGAUGAGGAGCGGGGGCAGCCGGAGUGGCCGCCGACCGCCACGGGGCAGGAAACAGGGGAGCAGCUCUGGGAAGGCCUGCAGGACCUGAUGAAGCUGGACGAAGGCGAGCUCUGGUUCCCGCCAACCUCGAGCGCUUGGAAUUGA